AUGCAGGGCGCUGAGGUGAAUGCCGACUGCGGCGCGGGUAUGUCCGCCCUUCACAUCUCCGCGCUUCGAGGCGAGAUGUUCCUCACAGAGCUCCUCCUCGCCCAUGGCGCCCACAUCGACCAGCGCGACAUGAGCGGCAACACGCCUUUGAUCUAUGCGUGCCACUUCUACCGACAGCAUGGUAAGGGCGUCCAGCUCUGUGCCCAGCUGCUCUUUCGCAAGGCCGAUCCUCACUACAGGGUUAAGGAUGGAAAGUACGCGGGCAAGAGCGCCUUGGACUUGAUGGAGAAGGCCUGCCUCGAGCCCAACACUGAUGAGAAUGAGGCGUCUAUGGAGGCUAUCACCAAGAUGUGGGUGUCGAUCAAGUCGCAGCCAGCCAACAAAAAACUAUUUCAGGUCUCGUCCAAGAAGGACAAUUUUGGCUAUGCCUUGAGAAGCAUCGAUUGGGAGCUGCCCGAUGACAUGAAGGAUUCGGGAUAUGCUCCCAUCCGACUGGAUGUAGAGUCAGCCUCGAUCUUGGAAGAGAGGUUCACACUUCUAGAGGAGUAUCUCUUCAAUGACGAAGGCGACAAGGUCAAGGUUUACAUCACCUUUCCGGACUCGGCCUCUGCAAGUUUGGGGAAGAAAGAGAACUUGGAGGUGUGCUUUGAGUACCAGUCCUUUGACCUGAAGCUCCGGACAGAGGACGCAAGCUUCAGACUGAAGAUCGAGCCGCUGUAUGGGAGCAUCGAAGUGGAUCAGUGCAGACAUCGGGCCUCAGUGGACUCCAAGAAGGUGACCUUGACCUUAGCGAAGCGGCACAAGAACCGCCGCUGGUCCAGCCUUCAAAAGGCCGCGAAGGAGGGGCCGAUGGAGACGGUGAUUUUGGAGAAGACCAUCAUCAAGCUGGGUUCUUUGUUGGCGCUUGGCUUUGGAGAGGCGGGCGCCAACAUCAUCUCGCACAACAUGAAAGGCUCCGACUCGGCGGGGGUCAAUGCGAUCCUGCCGGGCUUGCGCGUGGAUUGCGUCAUCGGGCUUUGUCGGGUCCAAGACUUCAGCACGGCCACGGAGGUGCUGCAGGGGCGCAUCAUGACCUUUGUGAAUCAGAUUGCUGAGAUCAUCCAUGGAGUCGUCGAUGAGUUCCAUGGGGUCUCACUGGCGCGUUCGGUCUUCUUGGCCGGAUCGAGGUCGCCCAACAAGAACAGCGGCGAUCAGUUCCUGGUGAUUUGGCGCAUGGACACCGAGACCGUGCGGGAGGCCCGCGGCCGCGGGCGAGCUUCGCGGCGCUGGCACACUCCACAAAGCAUCGACGUGGGCUGGCGUGGGCCCCCGAUUUCGGAGGACGACGAGGAGGAGAAGAAGGAGAAGAGCCGCCGCAUUGCAGAGAUGUCCAUCUUAGCCUUCUGCAAGAUCUUAGGUGCGCUGCAUCGUUCAGCUCUCUUAGCAGACUACCGAACGCAUCCCGGGCUUCAAUACCGGCUUCAAGCAAGAAAUGGUGCCGAAGCCUCGGAGGUUCGAGUGAACCUGAGCUUCGGCCUCCAUGCGGGCUGGGCGAUCGAAGGCGCUGUGGGUAGCGAAUUCAAGAUCGAUGCCUCCUACGUCUCACCAAAUGUGAACAUCGCGUCCAGUGUCGAACGGUGUACACAGGUCUAUGGCGUACCGGUGGUGAUCGCACAGUCCUGCAUGGAGCUUUGUAGCUUGGAGUUCAUGAACAAGGGCCGUCUCAUCGACCGGGUGCUGCUCUCGGGCUCCUCCGUGCCCAUGCGGCUAUACUGCGUGCGAGGGCCCGGUGGAGGGGGGGGAAGUCGAGGGCCAGGACCAGGCGUUGAGCUACACCGGGCGGGGGGGGAACCGGGGCUGGAGUGGGCUUGGGCGAACUACAGCACCAGAUUGGUUAGACACACAUUUCCUUCCCCAAAAUGGUUCAAUGGUUUGAACUUUGCUUGCAGCACCCUAGAGGAUGACAGAUGGGAUGAAGUGUCGGACGGCGAAGCGGCACGACCACAGGCUCAUGUGAAAGUUGAUCCCUUAAAGAUGUGGAGCCAUGUCGUCCUGUUUCCACACUGCUCAUGGGAGCUCUCUCUCUCUCUCUCUGUUGUAUAG
Messenger RNA from Durusdinium trenchii, 2082 nucleotides. The record is from the annotation of a GenBank genome assembly. NCBI's taxonomy places the organism in Eukaryota, Dinophyceae, Suessiales, Symbiodiniaceae.